Molecule: messenger RNA, 198 nt
Organism: Penicillium subrubescens
Lineage: Eukaryota; Fungi; Ascomycota; Eurotiomycetes; Eurotiales; Aspergillaceae
Exons: 1
Coding region: 1-198 (65 amino acids)
Source: RefSeq, a predicted model, not a curated record
AUGGGAUGCUGGGCGAAACCGCUUUAUGACUUUGGUGGCUGUCUGCCAGGAGGCAAAAGGAGCCUUGCGAUGGGCUACACAACGUCUGGCUUCCAGAGCCCAUUCAACAGCGAUCGAUCAUACGCAGAAAUUAUGAACUGGCAUCGACAUCAGCAGCGACAGCAGCACGGAACAGAACUGGCCUCCGAUGCCCCCUGA